This is a messenger RNA of Talaromyces amestolkiae, 432 nucleotides long. RefSeq lists its product as uncharacterized. The transcript has 2 exons. The record is from RefSeq and is a predicted model, not a curated record. The coding region runs from base 1 to 432 and encodes 143 amino acids. Lineage: Eukaryota; Fungi; Ascomycota; Eurotiomycetes; Eurotiales; Trichocomaceae. Gene Ontology annotation, molecular function: protein binding.
AUGUCCGAAAAAUCAAACGAGGAGGUAGCAGAAUUCUUCAAUAAUGUCAAGGACGGAAUGGGCAACCAUGCUCUCCAUAUCUGUGCGAUGUACGGCAGCUACGAUGUAAUGGACGCUCUCUUCGAUAUCCAGUACUUCGAAUGCGACCCCCUUACCCGCAUCGACCAAGAUACUCCUCUUCAUGUAGCAGUCCGCUUCGCCAACGAGAAAGAUCCCAACCUCGGCUUAGAGAUGAUUGAAAUGAUGUGCGAGGCUGGCUGCGACCCCCGAGUGCGAAACAAACACGGUCAGAAACCGGCAGACCUUGUCUAUGGCGAUCAUAAGGAUAUCAAAUCAGCUCUUCAGAAGGCUGAGUAUAUCUUGAGUGAGAACAUACAGGUUAAUGAGGAGGAGGCAGAGGGUGAUGCCGGCAGUGCUAGUGAUAGCGACUAG